Messenger RNA from Cydia pomonella (codling moth), 4172 nucleotides. It is a transcript of the gene SF2, whose product is annotated as serine/arginine-rich splicing factor 1B. The transcript is spliced from 6 exons. Gene Ontology annotation, cellular component: cytoplasm; nucleus; ribonucleoprotein complex. NCBI's taxonomy places the organism in Eukaryota, Metazoa, Arthropoda, Insecta, Lepidoptera, Tortricidae. Gene Ontology annotation, molecular function: mRNA binding. Bases 132 to 896 code for a protein of 254 amino acids. The record is from RefSeq and is a predicted model, not a curated record.
CUGGAAGUAACUCAUUGACGCCAUCUUGAUUUGUCAAAUUUGCCGAUCAAGCCGAAGUAGCGUUACGCCGCAAAGUUUAUAUAAAUUAAUUCGUUAUUUAGUGCAGAAAACUUUUUAAAAAACCCAUAAUCAUGUCGGGUGGAAGCGGCGGCAACAGAAAUGAAUGCAGAAUAUACGUCGGAAACCUACCCCCGGACAUAAGGACAAAGGACAUUCAAGAUCUCUUUUACAAAUUCGGCAAAGUUACAUUCGUUGAUUUGAAAAAUAGAAAAGGUCCUCCAUUCGCAUUCGUGGAAUUCGAAGAUCCGAGAGACGCCGAGGACGCGGUGCGCGCCCGCGACGGCUACGACUACGACGGGUAUCGCCUGCGCGUGGAGUUCCCCCGCGGCGGCGGCGGCGGGCGCGGGCCGCGCGGGGCCGGCGCCGAGCGCUUCCCGCGCGGCGCCGGCCGCGGCCCGCCCGCGCGCCGCUCCGAGUACCGCGUGCUCGUCACUGGCCUGCCGCCUUCAGGAUCGUGGCAGGAUCUGAAAGACCACAUGCGCGAGGCCGGGGACGUGUGCUUCGCGGACACGUUCAAAGAUGGCACUGGUGUGGUCGAGUUCCUGCGCCAUGAGGAUAUGAAGUAUGCUGUUAAGAAGUUGGACGAUUCGAGGUUUAGGAGCCAUGAGGGCGAGGUUUCGUAUAUUCGAGUGAAGGAGGACUAUGGUGGUGGCGGUGCUGAUCGUUAUAGUGGCGACCGUGACAGGUCGCGCUCGUACUCCCCGCGGCGGCGCGGCUCGCCCACGUACUCGCCGGUGCGGCGCUCCUACUCGCGCUCGCGCAGCCGCGACCGCUCCCCGCGCGCCGCCCGCGAGCGCUCCCCGCCCGCCGCCUCCGCCCGCGACCGCGACUACUGAGCGCUCCCCGAGACAGGUGCCUGACCUUGUUGAUGUGUCGGCGGCGGCGGCGGCGCGGCGCGGCGCGGCGACUAGCAUAAGUGUACCCCUGUGUAGCGACCUGCCUCCUGACACGCGGACAAACAUAUUUUAUGUAUGACCAAAACUGACUGUUUGACCAAAACUUGUUUGGCUAACUGUGUAUCAAAUUUCAGGAAUGACCGACACAAAAAAAAACUUAAAGCAUUUCAAGUUUUGCGGUGUCCUAUUUUGUCUAUAAAUUAGUGAUAUCUUAAAUAGAAUGAAACAAAGCUAAUAUUAAAAAUUAAAUUGUAGAUUGUUUAGUGAAGUCAGGAGGUAUCUCGCGCGAUAUGACGAUUUGUAUGACUAAAAGCGUUUUCUUUUGUUUCAUCCACUGUGGAUUGGAUUGGCUCGGAGUUGCUUGCUGGAUGAGGGCAUAGGAUCGCGGAUAGGAUGCACUCGGCGCGGAUCUUUGGAUUUUUGGAUCGUACCGAAGGAUCGGAUCUUUGGAUUUUUUGGAUCGUACCGAAGGAUCGGAUCUAGGAUUUUUUGGAUUGUACCGAAGGAUCGGAUCUCGGAAUUUUUGGAUCGUUGCAAAGGAUUUUUGGAUCUCGGACUUGCUUAAAAACUUUCGGAUCGUGCACCGGAUCGGAUCGGAUUGGACCGGACCAGGAUCACGGAUCUUUGGGUAUGAUUUUGAAAUUUUUGCAAAUAAUUAUUUCUGUUGAGUGCACGCGGGCCGCGCGGGCGAGGGGCCCAUCUUGCUCGCUCGGGACACUAAUGGCUCAUACACACUUGGGUUCACCACAAAGUGAAUCCAAGCUAUUUGAGCCAUUAGAAUUAAUGAACGUUUUUAUAACUCGGCAGCAACCUCCAUUAUGUGACUUUGAAUAAAAAAGACUAGCAGAGCUUGUAACACAACUCUGCGAGUCUGCCACUAAAAAUCAUCCUUCAAAUAUUACAUUCAUGAAUUAUUAAUUACAAUUGUCAUUAUAAAUAAUCAUUAAAAACUAAUUUGAGUUCAUUGUGCUUAUGAAUUUUUUAACGUAGUCAUCUCUUAUUUGAUGUUUUUAAGUAAAAUUAUGUGUAACAAUGAAUUUAAGGAUAUUUAUAAGUUUUAGUUAUCCUUGCCGGCGUCACUCCAAAAUAUGUUGAUUUAAAUUAUGUGUAUAGUCAAUGUCAUCUAGCUAAUUGAUUUGUAUUUACUUUCAAUAAUUACAAGCUAUUUUGACACUUGACUAUUAGUCGCGAUAAGUUAAAAUAAAUGAAACUUAAAACUACGGUCUAAUUUUGGUGGGCGGAAUGUUCAAUUUGGUCCAAGUUUCGCCUUAACGGAUUUUGGUUAAGUCAGUUUCAAAAAUUAAAAAAUAUUGGUUUUAUUAUACAAAUUAUAUCUUAUUGCGGCUUUAGAUGUAUUAGAGAUAAUUAAGACGCAUUCCAAACAGUCUUUUGUACUGUAAAUUGUUUGAAUUGGUACUAUUGUUAGUAUUUGUUUUGGAGCGGCGCCGGCGCGAGCAUUGACUCGCAUAGCGGCGACUACAUGGAUGUUAUUAUGGGAUUUUAAACAACUACUUCUAAAUUUUUGUCAUUUUUAUCCACGUCGAAACACCACACGUGCAAAAUUUAUCCUAAAUUGUCUAUGAAACUAUUUUUUUUUUGUAUGGAAGCGCUAUAGUCACGGUAUUAGUGUGGUGCGGCUAAGAAACGGUUUCUCAAAUAUCUAACUUAAGUCUUGGUAUUCAAUUAUGUUUUUAAUAAAUGGAUAUAGUUAAGACACUUGACCGAGUUGAAUUUGAUAGUUAACAUGAUCAAAACGAUAGCUCGCAAUCAUUGAAGCAUAACUAACACAUUUUGGAACAUCACCUUUGAUGUCAAUCGCUCAAUGACCCAAUUCUCAGCUCGAUUGAGGUUCGAGGUAAUCAUUAGCCCUAACUGGGUCAGUGGCCUCAUACAAUGUUAUAUUACAGAUUCCCCGCACAGCUGUUAUAGUCAUUGUUAUUUUUAUUAUCGAUUAUAAAGUGUCGAUACUAAAUCGAUCUAAGGUCAUGAUCCAAUGUUAGCGCCUUGGCCAUUUUGAACCGCCGCCAACAAUACAUUUCCUUGGCGCCAUCGCUCUCGGGUGACAACUUGGCUAUUUUGACCGUGUCGGGACUAAUUGACGAGUGUAAUCCUAGCACAAUCGAUAUUCGAGGUCAAAUAUACGUAUUUAAUAUGAAAUACAGUUCAACAAGAUUCACUUUCAACGAGACAUCGUAAAAUCUUCAAACUUAUAUCGUCACCAAAUAGUUUUUAAUUUGCAUAUCAGUAUUAUUCAAGUAUAAAUUAUCUCAAUAAUUCUCUACUCUGAAUAUGAGUCGAGUUUUUAGGUCAAUAAUUUAGUGGUAUUUUGCAAAUAAAAUUGUAGCGUGUUUAGCUCACUAAAGUCACCCACCCGCACUCAAAUUUAAAUAGGCGAGUUUUAUAGGAUUAGAAUAGUUAGAUUAUUGUAGGUAUGGCCUAUUAGCAGAACUUUUAUUUUUUGUUUGACAUCUGAUCGGCGUGAGCAUUGAACACAUAAUGAAUAUUGUUGAAAUCCCGUAUACCAUCCUUGUAUCGCUUACCCUCGCCCUUCGCGAUUCCCUAACACUUGCUUUUCGAUGUUUCUAUACCUGUAGGCUUAGCACAAGUGCACCGCGACUUAUAGCGCGCGGGACAGACUACCCUUUCUAAGUGGAUGAUGAUUAUACCAACUACUUACUUAAAUAAAUAGAAAAUGAGCAAUCAAAAUAAAUUUGACACAAAAUAAUAAAUGAAUGAAACAUACAAAACCAAAAAGUUUCAAGUUUUUGGUUUUUUUUUUAUAUUUCUAAAAUGAUAAAAAUUCCCAUUCGAUUCCUUACAUUUUAUUCGUUUUAUUACAUUAUAAACGCAAUAUUUUACCGUCAUAAUAGCAAUUUUUUUACUUCAUUUAUUAAGAGGCCCUAAUCUUCAUUUUGUUUUCCAUCUAUCCUUUUAGUAAUGGACGGGUAGUCUACCUCGCGCGCGAUACUGUCGCGGCGCACUCGUGCUAGCCCCACAGGCCCCGAAGCGAUCGCUUCCCGCCCUAGUAGCUAACUAGCCAUAACUAGCAUGCUACGCCGAGUGUGUGACUGGUCUUUACUCUGAGCAAGCGGGAGGUAUGUUAGACGGCCGAGCGCUAGGCGAGGCCUGUUAUCACAAAUGUAUAUGUACUUGUAAUUUAGGUUCUGCAUUCCAUGUCGACACAGUUUGAUGGACUCAAUAAAUUCCUAUUCAAUA